This is a messenger RNA of Bradysia coprophila, 1395 nucleotides long. Its product is annotated as retinol-binding protein pinta-like. The record is from RefSeq and is a predicted model, not a curated record. Gene Ontology annotation, cellular component: membrane. Gene Ontology annotation, molecular function: phosphatidylinositol bisphosphate binding. NCBI's taxonomy places the organism in Eukaryota, Metazoa, Arthropoda, Insecta, Diptera, Sciaridae.
UUGCUGCUAGAGGAUUAAUCGGUCCCGUCUUCACACCGGACAUUCUAAAUCGCCUUAAGCUUUUGUUUACAAGUUUCACGGUUAAAUUGAGACGGUUUUUGAUGUCGUCUAUAAAUGUAACGAACAUCAAACGAUAUUGUCAAGGGUUAUGGCAUUUUAAGUGAAUGUAAAUUUUUCAUCAAUCGAAAUCCAUUGAUAAGACUUCUCUGCACUGAUAACAACUAAUCAACCCGAUGAUAAAGUAUCAUUCGACUGAUAAACCAUUCGGUUCGAUUCCGUAUGGAACUACAGUUCUAUUGGAAUCGUCAAUCGGUUUGAACACACAAUAAUGUCUGCACCGGCUAUCCGACCUCUGAAUUCAAGUCUACAGACAAUCGCUCGUGAGCAGCUGUAUGAAGAAUCGGAUAAAAUUCACGAAAAUUUGGGCAUUUUGAAGGAAUGGAUCAGAAAAUCUUCACAUCUCCGCGCCAGAACGGACGAUCAGUUCCUCAUCUCGUUCCUACGCGGUUGUAAAUUCAGUAUGGAAAUGACCAAAAAGAAACUGGACAUGUUUUACACACUGCGCACACACAUACCGGAAAUGCUGGCUGACCGGGAUCCACUCGACGACAAGUUACAUCGGAUAAUAAAACUUGGAGUCGGACUACCGCUUCCAAAUACCGAGGGUCCUGGUACACCGCGACUUAUGCUGAUGCGGCCAGGUGUUUACAAUGCAAACGAAUUCACGAUGCCAGAAGUGAUGAAAGUGACGAUGAUGAUCAAUGAUAUAACGAUGAUUGAAGACGAUAACACGGUAGUAGCUGGCCAAAUUGGCAUUUGUGAUUUGAAGAAUGUUACGAUGGCACAUUUCAUACAAAUGCAACCGAGUCUAAUGAAGAAGAUGUCGAUGAUGUGGCAAGACGGGAUGCCGAUACGACAGAAAGGAGUCCAUUACAUCAACGCACCCAGUUCGUUCGAGAAAAUUUUCAAUAUUUUCAAAUCGUUCCUGAACGACAAAAUGAAAUCGAGGCUUUUUAUCCACUCGUCCAUGGACUCUCUCUAUAAAGUUGUGCCCCGAAAACUUAUGCCAGCAGAAUACGAAGGCGAGGGACCACCACUGCAAGAAAUAACCGACGACUGGGAGAAGAAAAUUCUGUCGUAUCGUGAUUAUCUAGUAGACGACAGCAAACUGUACGGUGUGGAUGAAAAAAAGAGAGUUGGAACGCCGAAAAAUCCUAGCUCACUCUUCGGGCUUGACGGGACAUUUCGUCAACUCGAUUUCGAUUGAAUGUUGAUGAUGAUGAUGAUGAUGUGUUCGACGAGAAACACGUUGUUUUGCAAUGAAUUUUUGUCGAAUUCGAAAAAGGCAAUAAAAUUCUAUCGGAACUGAUAAGAGAAGGUGUCACGAUAGAUUUA